AUGAUUAAAUGUGCACCAGGAUUCACAGGAGACCUACCUAAAGAGCUGCUUGAAGCAAAACUUUUUUCUGUUCGAAUACCAGCAAACGUCGCCGCCAGCCUAGGCAGUGUCGCUUUUGGCCGCGACUCGCCUCCUCACAAAGGUUUAUCUCCGGAAAUAAUGAUCGCUUUAAACGAACUGAAACAUUACAUAAAAAUAUUGAAAUGUUCAAAAUCACACAAAAGCUCAAGAAUUAUCUCCGAUAAGAUGAUUGAAGAACUAAAAAAUAAAAGUUUAGAAUAUGAAAAACAACUGAUUUCAACUGAGCAAAAGUGUCGUGAACUAGAACAUCGAAUUGGUGAUCUGAACCACAUGAAACCACCAAACUCAGCCACUUCUCAGAAAAGAGAUGUCAUUUAUAAAGAUUGUGGAUUCAAUAAUAUAAGUAAAACUGAUUUGGAUAAUCUCAAAUUAACUCUCGCCCACAACAUUGCCAAGAAAAAAAUACUUGAACUUGAAGAGAAAUUAAAGGAUGAUUCAAACCGUGAUGAUACAAUUUCAAAUGAUAUUUAUUUGAAUAAAACUAUUAAAAGCAAGAAAAUCAAAAGAAAAACAACGAGAAAGCGUAACGAAAUAGUUGAUAUGAUGAACAAUGGUAAUGGUUAUAAUGACGACGUGGAGUAUGUAAGUCAUUCAGUGGUUCGUGAUAAACCACAUGAUCCGAACGUCAAAAUUAAAAAUUCCAGCAACGAGUACAAGCUCGACUUCACUGAGAUACCUUUUAUAGCUGGAAAAGCUUUGGAUGAGGAAUUUUCAUCAACUGUCCUUGUAUCCCAACUCACUAGUGAAAUCAUGCAUUUGAAAUUGAAACGCAACAAACUGGUCCAACUCAUCUGGGUUGCAUCGUCAAGUGAAGCUUCCAAGAAAGAUGCUGAACUACAAAUUACACAUAUUGAAAAGGAGAUAGAUGAUAAGUACAAUCAAAUCUUGCAAAUUCAAACACAGACUAAUGAUUUUAAUAUCAAGUUGAAAUUUUUAUGUCUUUUGCUGAAAGAAAAAACAGUUUUCGUCAAAAGAGAAAACUUAUUCGUCGCACGUCUUAAUGUACAUUUUAACCUUGACAUAUAUCAUGCAUCUUCAUUCGAUCGUAAAUUCAAUGCUAAUCGACGCCUUUCUUUCACAAGAUGGAUCCUGGUCGAACCAGUCCUCGAUGCAGUGCAGGGAAGUCACAAAAUUCCAACUAAAUCUGCCACAAUUAGACGUGAGCCAGGUAGUUUCAAGCUGGAAAUUACGGAUACAAUUCCUGUGGCUAGCAACAAGGCAGACAAGUUUUUACAUCCCAAUGUCGCAAGGCCAAAAAACACAGAUCUGUUGAAAAAUCUUAAAUGUAUUCAGAACUCGUUGAGAAACAACAAAUAUCUCUGA
Molecule: messenger RNA, 1404 nt
Organism: Helobdella robusta
Lineage: Eukaryota; Metazoa; Annelida; Clitellata; Rhynchobdellida; Glossiphoniidae
Exons: 10
Coding region: 1-1404 (467 amino acids)
Source: RefSeq, a predicted model, not a curated record